GACGUGGACGGUCCGAUGCCGGUGGACCGAAGAGGAUGGCCUACACUUCGUGCACUUGCCAACCUUUUGAAUUGUCAUCGUCUCAGCGUCAAUUCUCUGCAACACCUGAAAAUGCCCAAAUCAAACCCUAAUUUCCCGUACGUUUCCUCCAGCAAUCCUUCUGGCAACUUGUUCAUGGACUCAAACCAACUCGUCGACUCACUCACCGCUCAUAUCUCUCUCUAUCACAACCGCUCCCCAAGCUCUAGCCCGAACCCUAACCCUAACCCUAGAUCUUCUAUUCUUAAAUGGUUCUCAUCUCUCACCGUCCAGCAGCGCCAGUCUUACAUUUCAGCGGUAGAUUCCAACUUCGUCCAGAUUCUCCUCCAAAUGCAAUUUAAACUCUAUACCCAUGGUCAUGGCUUCUUCAUUAUCCUCCCUGACCUCCCCUCACGUGAUCGCCCACACCUUCCCAGCCUCUGCUUUCGGAAGUCACGUGGUCUGCUGGCCCGAGUCAGCGAGUCAAACGACUUGGAACGAUUGAUUAACGACUCGGUUAGGUUGUUCGGGUCCAAGGAAGGUGAGCGAGUGGAAGAUUGUUCGUGUUCGGCGAGUUUUCUCGAUUCAGUCACUGUUUGUGAGGAAUUUGUGUCAAAUGUGGAUCGGUUUGUCGCGGCAAUGGAUAGUGUUUCGAAUGGGGGGUUUUUGAGGGGUGAAGAAAGCGGGCUGGGCUCAGAUUGGGUUGAAUUAGAGUGGUUGAAGGCGAAAGGCUAUUAUAGUAUUGAAUCGUUUGUUGCAAACCGGUUGGAGGUGGCGUUGAGGUUGGCAUGGUUUAACUGUGGGAAUAAUGGGAAGAAAAGAGGAGUUAAGUUGAAAGAGAAGGUUAAUGUCGCUGGAAUUGCGGCAAAUGUUUUUUGGAGGAAGAAAGGCUGUAUAGAUUGGUGGCAAAAUUUGGAUUGUGCAAUGAGGAGGAAGAUGAUCAUUGUGGUUUUGGGAAAGGCAGCAAAAUCUCUGACUGAUGAGAUUCUGAAAGGGGCAUAUAGUGCCUUGGAGGAUGAGAAGUGGCUCUUUAAUGCUGGAGGGGGACAACCAGUGAAAUACAAAUAUACUGCAUCAUCUCAAAGGACGGACCAGGCACUCUCUGAUGAUGCAGAAGCUGGCUCAAUUAUGAUCCCAUCUUCUGUCUCUGGAAAACCCAAGCCCUUUUUUAAUUUCUCUAAUGGUUUAUUUGUGGUUCAGGAUAUUUUGAACAUUAUAUUGACAUGUCAACAUAGUGAAUACGACAGAGACAAAAUAUUUUUUAGCACAUUGGGUUCUAUCAGUACCAUUUCAGAUUGUAUAUUUCGGAAACUUCGAGGACUACUUAUGGUUGUUUGGCUUGAUUUCACAAAACUUGAACUGCUAGGAGAAGGAAAUUUGAAGUCCCCGCCAAAUAAAUCCAAAGAAAAGCUUGGUACAGGUGGGCGUAAAAAAAGGGGUAGGACCCGGAAUAUGAAGAAGUUAAAUCCUGUUCCUAGGUCAUGUGGAGAUGAUUCCAAAAGUCUCAAACCUCUCAAGGAUCAUGGAUGUGGAUUGGCCUAUGCCAAGUGUGUGGAUUUUGUGGAGUCCAAUAGGAUGGCUGGUGAACUUCAGCAAAGUGAUCUUCACAUGGAGGCAUCCUCUUCAGUGGUUGAGAUGGAAAAUGACAUGUUUUCGGGAAAAGUUCAAAAUGCCGCAAGGAAGUCUAGAAAAGAAAGAAAUAAAAAUAGAAUUUACAGCUUAAAAGAUCCAGUUGAAGUAAGAGAUCUUGAAACAAUAACCACAGAACCUUCUGCUCCGUCUGUUAUAUCCCAGAGUGAGCCUUCAAAGUCUACCUGGAAAUCUGAUAGUUCAGUCUCUGAGAAUGUGCCAAAUGAUGCUUCAAUUGGUUGUGACAAGUUCAUUUCAAGUCCUUGUAAUCCUACUAAUGGGCCUUCAAGGGCAGAAACUACUGCUCAAAGCAUUCGAGAAGAUCCUGUUGUCAGUUCCAUUGAAGUUGAUGGUGCUUUCAGCGGUGAAGACAUUAAAUUUCAGAACUCCGAACAUUUGAGUGAAACUGAUACAAAGUGUGUUUCUGACAAACCAAUCAAAGCUACUGAGUUGGAAGAGGAAAUUGUCCAAAAUCGGGAGCAAGAAAGGGGGAAGUUUUGUAAUACUGGAUCCACAAGUUCUUCAGAAUGCCCUUCGUAUGAGUGGCCUACUGUUGCUCCCAUUCAUUUUACAUCUAUCAAUUCACAACAUCUCCCAGCUGCCACUGAUAGAUUGCAUCUGGAUGUUGGUCGUAACUGGCAUAAUCAUUUCCAUCAAUCCUUUGUACCCUCAAUACACCAGACCAGAAAUCCUCCAUUGGAUGCUGGGUGCAGCCAGAUUUUAUCUCGACCUUUGCCAAUGAGUUUAGAUUGGCCCCCAAUGGUACGAAGUAUCAGUAGAUUGGCCCCAUCAAUGACAUGUAAUUAUGAUCCUGGAUUUAUCUCAAGGAUGCAGUCUUCUUUUCGGCAGGGGUUCCCUGCUCACAAUGUGCAGGUCAAUACAGCCACCUCUGAAGAUGAAAGAAAGUAUUCAGGGGAUUUAAUGGAUCUGUCUGAUUUAACAAAUGUGCAAGAGUUAGCAGAUGAAUGUGACAGCCACUGGAUAUCAGAGGAAGAAUUUGAGUUGCAUGCAGUUUCUGGAUUAGAUUAUAGUCAGUACUUUGGUGGCGGUGUGAUGUAUUGGAAUUCUUCUGAUCAUCCAGGGUCAGGUUUCUCUCGUCCUCCAUCCCUUAGUUCUGAUGAUAGCUCAUGGGCUUGGCACGAAGCAGACAUGAAUAGGGCUGUUGAUGACAUGGUUGCCUUCUCUUCAUCUUACAGUACAAAUGGCUUGGCUUCGCCUACUGCUGCUUCUUUUUGUUCUCCGUUUGAUCCUUUGGGGGCAGGCCACCAGCCUCUUGGUUAUGUCAUAUCAGGAAAUGAAGGACCUGGUAAAGUGCUGCAUUCUUCUUCAGCAUCAGCAGAUGCAAUGCCAGAGGAGAAAGUUUCUGGAUCUUUGGCAAAUUUACCUGUUGAUGUUGAAGGGAAAACAGGAGAUCCACUUCCUUACUCCCUUUUGCCACCAAUUAUCAUUCCCAAUAUGUCAAGGGAAAGGUCAAGAUCUGAAUUUAAGCGUAAUUUUGAUCGUAAAAGCCCAUGUGUUCCUCCUGCGAGGCGGGAGCAACCUCGCAUUAAGCGGCCACCAUCACCUGUAGUGCUUUGUGUUCCACGGGCUCCUCGUCCACCUCCACCCUCUCCUGUAAGCGAUUCCAGAAAGAACAGGGGCUUUCCAACUGUUAGAUCUGGUAGUUCUAGCCCAAGGCACUGGGGUAUGCGGGGUUGGUAUCAUGAUGGAAGUAACCUUGAGGAAGCUUGUGUAUGCAUAGAUGGUGCUGAAGUUGUUUGGCCUUCUUGGAGGAAUAAAAAUCUUUCAACUCGUCCGAUGAUUCAACCUCUACCUGGAGCGUUACUGCAGGAUCGCCUGAUUGCUAUCUCCCAGUUGGCUCGUGAUCAGGAACAUCCAGAUGUUGCAUUUCCUUUGCAACCACCUGAUUUAUUGAGCUGUUCCAUGAGAAAGACAGCCCUCUCUAUGAUGCACAGCCUCCUACAUGAGGAAAUUGAUUCUUUCUGGAAAAAGGUUGCUGCAGAGAAUAUGAUUAGGAAGCCUUACAUUAAUUGGGCUGUCAAGCGUGUUACACGAUCUCUCCAAGUCCUAUGGCCUCGGUCCAGGACAAAUAUCUUUGGUUCAAAUGCAACUGGUUUAUCUCUUCCAACAAGUGAUGUAGACCUUGUAAUUUGCCUUCCUCCAGUGAGGAACUUGGAGCCUAUUAAAGAAGCUGGGAUUUUAGAGGGUCGAAACGGUAUUAAAGAAACUUGUCUUCAGCAUGCAGCCAGAUAUCUAGCAAAUCAGGAGUGGGUAAAAAAUGAUUCUCUUAAAACUGUGGAAAAUACAGCUAUACCUAUUAUCAUGCUUGUGGUGGAAGUUCCCCCUGAUCUCACUACCUCUGCUGCCCCUAAUCUACAAACAUCAAAAGAGGAGCCAACUCCUAUGCCAGGUGGACAAGGAAGUCAUAUUCAGACCGAAAUGGGUGGUUUAGAGAACUCUGCUUCACCAAAGUGUGCACAGAUAAAUUAUGAUAAUAGCAAGGAUUCAAAGUCAGUUCGCAUUGACAUCAGUUUCAAGUCUCCAUCGCAUACAGGACUCCAAACCACAGAGCUGGUUAAAGAGUUAACUGAGCAAUUUCCUGCAGCUACACCCCUUGCUUUGGUGCUAAAACAGUUUUUGGCUGAUCGUAGCCUGGAUCAGUCCUACUCUGGUGGCUUAAGUUCAUAUUGUUUGGUGUUACUGAUCACACGGUUUCUUCAGCAUGAGCAUCAUCUUGGUCGCCCUAUCAAUCAAAACUUCGGAAGCCUGUUGAUGGAUUUUCUUUACUUCUUUGGGAAUGUGUUUGAUCCACGUCAAAUGCGUAUUUCAGUACAAGGAAGUGGAGUGUAUAUAAAUAGGGAAAGAGGAUAUAGACUGUAUCAGUUACACCCUGUUGUUUUAUACGCUGCAACCUUUGUAUGA
This is a messenger RNA of Vitis riparia (riverbank grape), 4569 nucleotides long. RefSeq lists its product as uncharacterized. Bases 16 to 4569 code for a protein of 1517 amino acids. NCBI's taxonomy places the organism in Eukaryota, Viridiplantae, Streptophyta, Magnoliopsida, Vitales, Vitaceae. The transcript has 14 exons. Gene Ontology annotation, molecular function: poly(A) RNA polymerase activity; mRNA binding. The record is from RefSeq and is a predicted model, not a curated record. Gene Ontology annotation, biological process: RNA 3'-end processing. Gene Ontology annotation, cellular component: TRAMP complex; nucleolus.